AUGAUCAACGUUGGUAAGACCGCGGUUACGCUGAGCAACGGCGUCAAUAUGCCGCAGUUUGGCCUCGGUGUGUGGCAGUCCCCGGCCGGCGAGGCGACCGAGAACGCCGUCAAGUGGGCGCUGCAGGCCGGUUACCGCCACAUCGACACAGCCGCCAUCUACAAGAACGAGGAGAGCGUCGGAGCUGGUCUGCGUGCCUCCGGUGUGCCACGCGAGGAGGUCUUCAUCACGACGAAGCUCUGGAAUACAGAACACGGCUAUGAGAGCACACUGGCAGCCUUCGAGGAGAGUCGCAAGAGGCUCGGCGUUCAGUACAUUGACCUCUAUCUCAUCCAUUGGCCGCGCGGCAACGCAAUCCUGUUAAAGGAGGGCAAGAAGUACCUGGACUCGUGGCGUGCAUUCGAGAAGCUCUACGCGGAGAAGAAGGUCCGGGCCAUCGGUGUGUCGAACUUCAACAUUCACCAUCUGGAGGACGUGCUCGCCAUGUGCUCUGUACCGCCGAUGGUCAACCAGGUGGAGCUUCACCCGCUGAACAACCAAGCUGAGCUGCGGGCCUUCUGCAACGCCAAGGGGAUCAAGGUUGAGGCUUGGUCACCGCUAGGCCAGGGCAAUCUGGUCACUCACCCUCUCCUCAUCGCGAUUGGUGAAAAAUACAAGAAGACAGCGGCGCAAGUAAUGCUCCGCUGGGACAUCCAGCACGAUCUCAUCACGAUCCCCAAGUCGGUUCAUAAGGACCGUGUCGAGGAGAACGCGAACAUCUUCGACUUUGAGCUCAGCGCCGAGGACAUGGCAAAUAUCGACGCGCUCAACUCGAACGUGCGCUACGGCCCCAACCCUGAUGAGGCGCAGUUCUGA
This is a messenger RNA of Leishmania braziliensis MHOM/BR/75/M2904, 855 nucleotides long. It is a transcript of the gene PGFS, whose product is annotated as prostaglandin f2-alpha synthase/D-arabinose dehydrogenase. Gene Ontology annotation, molecular function: oxidoreductase activity. The record is from RefSeq and is a predicted model, not a curated record. The transcript has a single exon. The coding region runs from base 1 to 855 and encodes 284 amino acids. NCBI's taxonomy places the organism in Eukaryota, Euglenozoa, Kinetoplastea, Trypanosomatida, Trypanosomatidae.